AUGGCUUCUGAGCUAUUUCAAAACCUUACAGCCCCUAAUGGCCACUCUUUCCGACAGCCUUUGGGAAUAUUCAUCAAUAAUAAAUGGGUGGAAGCUAAAUCUAAAAAGAAUUUAACAGUCGUGAGCCCUAUUGAUGAGCAAGUCAUUACUAAAGUCCAUGCUGGUGGCUCAGAAGAUGUCGACGACGCCGUUGAGGCAGCCCGUGCUGCCCUGAAAGGACCCUGGGCCAGGCUCAGCGGCACUGAGCGCGGCGAACUGAUGAGAAGAUUGGCUGACUUGGCGGACAAGUUAACCGACACAUUCGCCUCCAUCGACAGCUGGAAUAACGGUAAACGUUUCUCAUCGGCACAGGGUGACGUGGGAGAAAUGACAAGCGUACUACGCUACUAUGCUGGGUUUGCUGAUAAGCUGUUCGGUCAAGUCAUCAAUACUACUGAGUCUAAGUUCGCCUACACCUCUCGAGAACCCAUCGGCGUCUGUGGCCAGAUCAUUCCAUGGAACUAUCCAUUAGGAAUGGCCGCUUGGAAGAUUGCACCUGCACUGGCUGCAGGCAACACAAUCAUCCUUAAGCCUGCCGAGCAAACGCCCUUAUCCAUCUUGGUUCUGGCAACGUUAAUUGAUAAGGCCGGUUUUCCACCUGGAGUCAUCAAUAUUGUCAACGGGCUUGGCCGUGUAGCCGGAGCCAGCUUGGCAGGACACAUAGGUGUCGAUAAGAUCGCUUUUACAGGAUCUACUAACACCGGAAGAGAGAUCAUGAAGUUGGCUGCUACUAACCUUAAGGAAAUUACGCUUGAGACAGGGGGGAAAUCACCCUUGAUUAUCUUUGAAGACGCAGAGCUCGAUAAUGCAACCAAGUGGGCACACUACGGCAUUAUGGCAAACCAGGGCCAGAUCUGUACCGCCACCAGCAGGCUUCUAGUCCAUGAGAGUAUCUAUGACAAGUUCAUCGAGCAUUUUGUCGAGCAAGUUAAGAAAACGUCUGUCGUUGGCGACCCUUUUGCUCCAGGCACAUUCCAAGGCCCUCAGAUCAGCAAGGCUCAGUACGAGCGUGUGCUAUCAUAUAUCGAGCAAGGUAAAAGUGAGGGUGCCACAUUGAGCUACGGUGGAAAGCCAGUUGGCGAAAAAGGCUUCUUCAUCGAACCAACCGUGUUCACCAAUGUGACGGAUAGCAUGACAAUCUAUCGUGAAGAGGUGUUUGGCCCUCUUGUCACCAUCAGUUCUUUCAAGACGGAAGAAGAAGCAAUCAAACGGGCCAACGAUUCCUUUUAUGGGCUAGGUGCAGCGAUUUUCACUGAGAAUAUCACAAGGGGGCACAUUAUUGCCAAGCAGAUUGAGGCAGGAAUGGUUUGGAUCAAUAGCAGCAAUGACUCGGACUUUAGGAUACCUUUUGGUGGUGUCAAGCAGUCAGGUAUCGGAAGAGAGCUGGGAGAAGCCGGCAUAUUGUCUUACACCACUGUUAAGGCGGUUCACGUAAACUUGGGAAACAGGCUGUGA
This is a messenger RNA of Fusarium sp. VM40, 1494 nucleotides long. NCBI's taxonomy places the organism in Eukaryota, Fungi, Ascomycota, Sordariomycetes, Hypocreales, Nectriaceae. The record is from the annotation of a GenBank genome assembly.